GUUUCCUCACUCCCGGCAUGCACACUGGAAGUCCAAUUAUUGCUAAUGGCGGGUAUUUGUACAAAAUAUGCAAAUUUAAAGCUGUAGUUUCCCCCCCGUAUUUGUAAGUAUUAACCGAGGAUUUGAAAUAAGCAGCCUCUGAAUAUUUCGAAGAAUUUUCGUGGAAUAUAAACCCCAAGGACGUGAAUAACAGGACUACUGGACAUGUAACUGUUAUCAUGUUGCGGCUGCUACCCGUUAACCACUGAGUCAAAGAGAAACUGAGCAGGAAGAGAGCGUGUGUGUGUGACAGAGAAAACUCCUUCACUUGAAAUAUUAGCUCGCCUUAAUGCUUGCCUCACAGCCGCUCGAUGUCAGAACUGCUGCACUAAAAGCUAACUUAAUGAGACGGAGGAAGUUGAGGUAGUACUCCUCUAACUCAGCGUUCAUUCAUUCAGCCGUUGGUUUCUCUGCCGGUAGAUCUCAUGAAGCGGAAAUGGUUCCCUUCAGAUUUAUAGUGUUCGGAUUGUUAUUAUUGUUAACCGUUAUUCAAGUUAACGGGACCGCGAAACUCAACAUCCCCAAAGUGUUGCUACCGCUUGCCAGAACUACUAAAAUUUCCUACACUUUGGAGAUAAACAACGGGGGUUGCUACAGAUGGUGAGUAAAAUAGCACGAGAGUGUCACAUUGCACGGGGGGCAUAUGAGGCCACAUGGUCGGGAUCACUGUAUGCACUGUAGUCAGGUCAUGCUGGUAUAUGCAGGAACCAGACUACUACACUGUGAAGUUUAUAAUAAUAAUAAUAAUAACUUUAUUUGUAUAGCACUUUUAAAAAAAAACACAAGUUGUUUUCACACGGAAAAGGACAGAUAUAAACAAAAAGCUUAUUAAAAACAGAAUUGAAGGCCAUUUUCAUUUUUCAUAAGGAACCCAUACAAUACAAAAACUAGGGCCCAACCGAUAUGGAUUUAUGCCGAUACCGAUUAUUGGGGGGGGGAUUACCGAUUAAUCGGCCGAUUUUAAUUUUUUUAAUUAAGUUAUAAAAAAUAUAUUUUUAUACUGUAGAUAUUUACAGUAUACUUCAUACUACAGUAUAUAGUAUACUGUAGUAAAGUAUACUGUAGCGUUUACUCAGCGUGACCGAGACCAGCACAGUGGGGAACAUCGUGUAGUGGGUUGAACUUAAACUUGUUGACUUCUUGUGUAUUUCACAAACUGGUUUAUUUACUCUCCCCCGUGCGUCCCUAAGCUGCCUGCUUCAGAUCCGUCACUCGGUGGAACAUUUUCGAAGUGAAACCGGAUCCUGUUCUCCGCAUUUUAUUUCUGAAAAUAUCGGCGAUUACCGAUUAGUCUUAAACGAACCAAAAUUGGCAGAUUUAAUCGGCUCGCCGAUAAAUGGUCGGGCCCUAACAAAAACCAUGCAGCAUAAAAUGGGACCAUGAGGACAAAAAUAAAAACAUAAAAUAGUAAAGAAAAAUGCAAGUAAUAGAGGAGACUAAGGCGGGAACAGGGUAGUAAAUAUAAAAGGCAAUGUCAACAAUGAUAAUGAAAUAAAACAGGUAAUCCUGAUAAUAAUAGUAAUGAUAUAAUAGAGCAACAAAAAUGAGCAAGAGAUAAAACAAUAAAAGGCCUAAAAGUUUAAUUAAGAAAAGAGUACAAGUAAAACAAAAGCUAAAAAGUCAGUAAAGCUGAAAUAAGAUAGAGGUUGUAGAGUGUUUCCACUGAGACUAUACAACUGAGUACCAAUGGGUGAAGAGCUAGAAUUCAUUCUGACACGUGAUGUGACAAUAAAAAAAAAAAAACAACAUGUAUGGUGACCCAUUUAUUUUCAUUCAACACAAAGAGAAAGUUCACCUGCUGCCACGCUGACACAGUCAAAAAUCUGUAUAGCUCUGCCCUCCACACCUGGCUCACUACCUGGGCUUACUUAAAUGCCCUUUUGUGGUGCAAAGAACCAAGGAAUAGAAACAAGAAAUGAGAAAAGCAAAAGAAACUAAAUAAUGUCUCCAACAGAGGUAAAAGAGAUAAGAGAUGACAGAUAAAAGAUAGAGGUAAAAGAUAAAAAGUUAAAGUUUAGAUGGAUUUCUAAUUCAUCUUUUAUUAUUUAUUGACUAAAUUAGUCAGUCAUGAAUAUUUUUGGUCUGGUUUGUUCUUACUGUUGACUUUUUAUUGAUUCAAGAGUUUAUCUAGAUCAUUCAAACCAGAAUAAACAGAGAAAAUAAGCAUUCAUUGUUGUUUUGUGAGCAGUAAUAAUUGAUUAUAUUUCAGUCUUUUACUCGUUUUCUAGAUAAGUCGCACCACAAAUGAAAAAAGUUUGAAAUUUUUGUUUUUUUUUCAUUAUUAAUGUCAAGAAAAGCAGCUAAUUCUUACUUCUCAAAUGUUGAUCCACAAACUUGACAUACACAUUACUGCAAUGAUCAAUCAAUGUCCAAAAUAGCUGAUAAUUUAAACUAUAUUUUAGAUUGAUUUAUGUACUCUACGUUCAUGACUUUAUCUUUUCUGAACUUUUACUCUCCCAGGUCCUCUUCCAGACCCGAGGUUGCAAGCAUCCAGGCUGUUGAAGAAGAAACCGGUUCAGGCUGCUCCACGAGAGCUGUGCUCCAGGCUCUCUCCACCCAGGCCUCCAGGCUGACUAGCAUCAUUCUGGCUGAAGAUACUGGUAAUCACAUGGUUACAGUACACAAUACAGCAACCGCCAUGAAAUGAAUGUAAAGAUCUUAUUCAAGAACUGCUUCUACAGUGACUCUAAAACAACAAAUAUGUGGAUUAAAAAAAAAGAGAAAAACUGUUCUUAAUUUCUGUGAUAGUGUAAGUUUGAGUUGGUUGACAAAUGAACAGGGGAAGCAUAUUUGAAGGAGGGUAUUAUAUGCAAAAGACACAGUUCAAAAGUGUCAACACAUGAGUAUUUUGUGGCUUGGUGUAAGUGUGCAGGGUUAACCGUUGCUUGGUUAUUGUUUGUCAACGAAUUAUGUUUAGUGCAGAGUGUGUUUAGUUGAUUUUUCACAUUGUUGUUUAUGAAAGGACAUAAUUAUGAAUCACAUUGUUCCAAGUCAUAUAAAAGAGAAUAAGAAUAACUGUAUUUUUGUUCAGUACAUUUUAACUAUGACUAAAGCAGGCUUGUAGUGGAGCAGAUCAACUUGCUCUCAUUGGUUUGCUUUAUGAUGUUUUUAUGGGCUGUGUUGAAACUGCCACUAUCAAGUUUGAUUUUGUUUAUUGUUAUGCGGUCUACUGUUUUACAUAUAAAGUAAUGGCAAAUCUUGCUGUACUGCUGCUGCAAUAAGUUUCAGUUUCAGAUUUCCACAGCUGUUACAGUCAUGUUUAUCAUGUUGUAUUGAACAUAUAUGAUAUACUCCUUAAUUUCAAAAUUAGACAUGAUGAUACGUGGUGUUGAAUUUGCGUUUUGCUCUUAUUUAUUCAUGAGUCUUCUUUUUAUUUUUGCUGCUGGGGUGGGGGGAAGCGGCGAGCUAUACAAAUGGUCUCAUUUCAAAAUCCCAUUGAUAUGAGACAGUCAGCUAAUGGACAUGCUGUGUUGCAUAACACAUGUUUUUCGUAAUCUUCCAUCUCAGCUAUUGUGAAAUGCUGUUAGUCGUCUCUUGCCUGUAGCACUGCUGGUCAGUCAUGUAUGGCGGUUUGAAACAUUUGCUUUGUCAUCAUAAAAAUCCGAUUCUUUUGCCCUCACUUGAAGGUUUAAAAUCUAAACAGUCUUGGACUUUCUGUGCAGAUCACAGGCAGUGAGUUCAAAAGUUUUCUCUCUGGCUGGAGCAGAAAAAAAAAAGUGAUUUAAUCUAAUGCCCGUGUAACAGCUUACUUAGCAGACCAGAAAACCACAACAUUUACCUUGAUAGAUAACCGUGAAGCAUUUUCCUGGUGCAGAGGAUGCUGUAAAUCCUUAACUCUUGCAUAGUACCAAUAAGUUUUGGAAUCAGGAGUUAAAUUUCUUUGCUUUCACUUAAACAAGAAUCACUUUUCCCUCUUAACAUAAAAUCACCAGGUUGUUGAGGUUUUAAUUUGAAGUACCGCACAUUAUGAACCGUUUGGAUGAUGAUUUGCCCCCUUUUUUCAUUUUCAGUGACAGGACAUGUGCUGCGCUGUGAUGCUAUCGUGGACGUCGUUAAUGAGAUCCAGAUUGUGUCAACCACUAGAGAGCUUCAUCUGGAGGACUCCCCGCUGGAGCUCAAAAUUAAUGCACUGGACUCUGAAGGUAACACACCAAGUUUUCACACAAGCUGAUACUUAAAAUGCUGAUGCUGUUUUUGAGAAUGGAAUACAGAGGAUCUUAACAUCCAUUGACAGUGUUGAAUACUUUAGAAUUGCUACCUCAUCUGAUUGUAAGGCCACCGUGCGACAUGGUUUUGCGUUGCUGUUCAAAAGUCUCCUCAAAGUAAUGACUGUGCUGGCUGUAGGCAGCGCUUUCUCUCCCCUCGGGCUGCAACUGUGAGGUGGCUGUUUGUUCUGUUCGACUGGCUCCAUUUAGGGCAGACACACUUAGUUUAAUGAGCUGUAGCUACAGCCUGAUUCUUUCUGAUGAUGGCUCUGGGGCUUGCUACUUUGUUUGUGUUUGCUCUGGUCCGAAAGUGCAUUUUAGAUUCUUCAGAUGGAGUGGAUAGCAAGACGACAUGGAGUAUCCUUUGAUGAUAACUCUUGUCCUUUUUUUGUGCAUCAGGAAACACCUUCACCACCCUUUCAGGUCUCGUUUUUGAAUGGACCUUAGUGAAAGAUGUCGAUGCGAAUGGAUUCUCCGAUUCCUACAAUGCAUUACGGUAGGCCUCUCCUGUAAACAAGAUGAAAUGAGCCUCACUAAGUUUGAUAAACAAUAUAUUUUCUUUUCCUAACAUGGUACUUCUCUUUUCAAGGGUACUUAAAUUCUCUGAAUCCACAUACACGCCGCUUGCGUACAUAUCUGAAAUGGAGCGUGUUGGGAAACAAGGUGAUGUGAUACUGGUGUCAGGACUGAAAACAGGACAUGCAAAGCUGAAAGCCAAAAUUCAAGAGCCGCUGUAUAAGGUAAGCUGUUAUCAGUUGCUUUAGAAAAAUCAGAUUGCAUUAAUCUGAUGUUUGCAUUAAGGUAAUUAAAGUAUAUCAAGUAUGAAAGUAGUUUAAUAUUGAGUAAAGGGAGUUUAAAUGAUGGUGGUUGACAGUUAAGUUUUCAUUUUUUAUUAUCAAAUUAUUUUGUGACAAUUUUUUUGUGAUUUUAUAAUUUAUGUGUAAUCUCUAAUCAUUUUUGCUCAAAAAUCUAAUAUAGUUAAAAAAAACUGUUGGUUCUUUCAAAUUGUUCCAACCUGAAACCUGAUCAUGCUGGUGUCUUCUGGCGGGAAAGUGAAGUUGUGUUUUUUCUGUUACUAUGGUGUCUGUGCCACAGGAUGUAGGUGCAGCGGAGGUGAAACUUCUGAUUUUAGAGAACAUCCUGCUGAGCCCUGAACAUGACAUCUACUUGAUGGCAGGAACUUCCAUCCGGUACAAAGUCCUGAAGAUCAGACAGGGCAUGAUCACAGGUCUGCUUUGUUUACUCGCUCUUAUGUUUUGCUUCGACUCGUGACUAGAGCAGCUGUGCCUUUUAUUUAGGGUCAGAUUUAUGAAGUAUGGAAACAACACCUCUUAUGCUAAUUUGUGCUUGCGGUUCUUCCCCUAGAGCUCCCUAUGCCCUCUGAAAACUAUGAACUGCAUCUUCAAAACAGCGUGGUCGGCCAGAAUGGAAACCCAGACGUAGCUGUGGCCAGUUUGGAUCAGAGCACCUCUACAGCUACAGCUUAUCAGCUGGGACACAUCAACGUCGUGCUCGAUCAUAAGAGUAUCCUUCAGACAAAUCAUUCUUUCAAAGUCUUAAGUUAUUACUAAAUCAGUAACAGUCUUUGAUUAUAUUUCAGAUGGAAUAAUGAAGUUUGUUGUUAGUUUGUGUUAUUGUUUUUCAUGUGGGCAGAGUGAUUGAUUGAUUAAAUUACAAACAGAACUGUAGAAUAUUGAGCAACAAUAAAGCAGGAAAAUCUGGAGUCAUCAUAGUCUGGUUUCAUUUUCCUGAACAUGAUCUACUCAGGCCCUCAAAUGCAAGGAGUGUCUCACCUUCCCAACAACACUCUCUAUGUGGUCGAACCAGGAUACCUAGGUGUGUUUCUUGUUCUCAAUACCAAAUCCUAAAGUGUGUGGAAAUACUUGAAAAUGCAUUAUAAUCACUGGUUUCUAUUUUUUUUUUAAGGUUUUAAAAUUCAACCUGGAGACAACUGGGUUCUUGAAACCGGCAGAGUGUAUGAUAUCUCCAUUGAAGUGUUUGAUAAAGGCGGACAUAAGAUUUUCCUCUCAGAUGUAAGUAUGUGUCAAGGAUGCAUUUCACAUUGUAGUGUAUAAGUGAUAGACAAGCACCAUACUAAAACUCUUUACCAUCACACUCUGUGAUUAGUCUAGUGUACUUCCUCAGCUGUUAAAAUCACAUAUUUUAAAAGACUCGCGAUUAUAAACUAUCACAUAUAUUUACCUGGAGCUUUUUACGUGCUUGAUUCAUACGUAACUGAAUUAUCUGGUGGUUAUGUGAAAAAGUCAACCUUCAUCCUUAUGAUUUUAAUUAGAGGUAAUCUAAAUGACUAUUUUUCAGCUUUGCAUUAAAGACUGUGGCUUCAUAAACAGCCUGAAAAUGAGUUCUUUACUGCUCUGAAAUACUAGUUUUCAGGUUGCAGCCAUAUAUGUGACAGCAACCCAGCACAGCUACUUCUUGAGGGCAGCCAAGAAGGAUUGAUGACUGGUGUAACAAGUUUCAUUUACAUUAGAUUGACGCAUAGAGUGAAGUACAUGCCAAUUUGAUUAUUUGAGGCUGUGUCUGCAGAAUAUCAGAACAACUAUAAUUUGAUCAGACUUUGCUAGUUCACAAGUUAUUUCAUCUUUACAGAACAAGAGCCAUCAGAGAAAUGCCUGUUUUGAGCUACUGUGCUAUUUUGAGCUAUUGACUCUUUUUAAUUUAGGGAUAGGUGAGAUAAAACAGGAUCUACUGUGAAACUGACAUGAUGUUUUUGUUUCCUCAGAAUGUCCGUAUCAGCGCCGUUUUCCCCGCGGAGUAUUUUGAGCUGCAGCAUUCGUCUCUGAACGGAUCAUAUCACCGAGUCAAAGCACUGAAGGAGGGCCUCACCGUCAUUGAUGCAACCUUGAACGCAGUUGUGGAUGCAGUAUGUAGAAUUGCAAAUUGACCCUCGUCAGCCUGCUUUAACUGAAGCAUCGUCAUGCAUUAAACUAUUCCUGGGGCCUCUGUUUGGUUUCAGAGCGGAGUUACGCAUCCUCUCGCCAACCCCGUCCACAAUGAACAGGAUGUUGAAAUCUACAACCCUAUAGUUCUGAGUCCCAGUAUUCUGACGUUUCCAUGGCAGCCCAAGGUUGGAGCGUAUCAGUACACAAUAAAGGUAGUUAUUUCUUUUCAGACACAUUUACUCUGCGUUUGAAAGGCUUUUCAUCCUUCAUAGAGCGGAGCUGCAGAAAAUAAUAUAUGACACCAUUUUAUUUGUUACUCUAUUGUCAAAACUUGUAAUGAAACUCAUAAAUGUGAAACUGUUCUCGGAUGCUUGUGACAGGCAACAGGAGGGAGUGGAAAUUUCAGCUGGUCUGCCUCGAAUACAGCUGUUGCCACGGUGACUGUGAAAGGAGUGAUGACAACAGUCAGUGACAUCGGUCUCAGUGUAGUUAAGGCUCAUGAUCUACGCAAUCGGCUGCACUUUGGCCAGAUGAAGGUGGGUGGAUGAUCUUAAAAUAUUCAUAUUAAGGAAAAAAUUACACAAGGUUAAUUAUUGAUUUCAUGAGUUUUAUCAUUGCUCUGAUUGUCACUGAAACCACUUAUUCAAGGUGUUUCAGGACCAUGUUUAAGUAUUAGGUCCACGCCAUCGAAGAUAAGGAUGUGUGACUUUCAGAGCAGUAUGAAAGGGCUCUUUAACAUGCUUCUCUUUUUGGAAAGAGCUCCUGAUCAAAGCUCCUGCAAGAAAAAUACCAGUGAUGCCUCUUUAUGACCUUUAAAAGCAAAUGAGACCAUCAGCAACAGGACUGGGAAUUUUUGGGGUUGUAAUAUUCAGUGCCCAUAACCACUGUUAGAGGAUAGGUGCCAGAGGAGAACGUUUGCAGCGCUCUGAAAAAGAGCCGUUAUUACUUUUUCUAAAGCAAAUAUUUGCACGGGUGAUUUUCUUUUGAGCGUGAUUAGAUCUUUGGUUUGAAAUAAUAGUAAAGCAGAUUAAACAUGAAUAAGACAAGAUCACCAAAGAUGUAAGAGGUGAGCUUUGUCCACAGGGAUAGAGUUUACACAAGUAGAAAGUUCCUCCUCCUCUUAACAAAAGCUGCAUGGAGUUCAGAGAUGCUGAUUUUAUGUGACGUGUAACCCACUGAGCAUUUUUUUGUCUUAAAGAAUUCUAAUAGGAGUCUAAAUGUCGCCUAGACGACUGGUCUAAAAUCAGGCUACCACAGGUCUGUAAAUGCAAGUCUUAAUCUGGGCUAUAUCUAUACUUCACUGUAUAUUGCUCAAUAGCUAUCAUAAUUAUUUUGGUUAAGAACUUGGAGAUGAGUAAUGCAGCUCACAGUUGCUUUUUGAAAUAAAUAGUUAUCGAAUAAUGGGUUAAAGUGCAACGUCUAAAUUCUGUCUAAAAAUAUACUGAAUCUAAACGGUUGAAAUUAGGUGUAAAGAAAACUAGACGUCUAAUAGCCGUCUAUUGCUCAGUGGGAAACGAUUGGUAAGGGCUGAGCAUUUCACAGAAAUUAUGUCUCUGCCCUCUUUUACAAGCUUAAAAGCUUCUUUGUGACUUUAAAACAUCAAAUUCAGUUUUGUUCCCCUUGAGAUUACACAACAAGCUUAUUUUCUUAAUGUGCCCCAGCUAUAAGGCUGACUUUGAUACCCUUUUCUGCUCUGUAAAUCCUCAGGUAUAUGUCAUUGAACCUGUGGCUAUGGACUUUGCGCCGUGCCCAGUCGAAGCCAGGGUGGGCCUAAUCCUGGAUCUGCCCCUCAGGAUUUUUGGCCUCUUGGAUGAUGUGGAGAAAGAGCGUGCCAUGCUGAGUGACUGCUCACAGUUUGACCUGCAGGUUGAGGAGGAUAAUCACGGUGUCUUCCAGCUGUUGGACGGUGAGUGUUUCUGAUUCGACUGGGUCAAAUGGGUUGUAGGACAUUUCCAAGGAAGUAAAAGAACACAGUUCCCUUAAUGUAUAGUUUACUGGUUUGUGUGCGUGGGGUCCUUAUUUAAAGUAAGUUAUUGUUUCGCCUCCUUUUUUAAUGGGAAUAAGUUUAUCACUUUAAUUCAGCUGUGCUCAGUCCAGUGUGUCUGGUAGAAGGGACUACACUCGGGUUCAUUAUGACUGAAGUCGUAAAAAAAAAAAAAAGCGAUGAAACUAAAAUUAUUACUCACUUUCCAAUUUGUACAAUUUGCCAUUAAAGCAGUGGUGCAGGAAACAUUUUAAUCAAUACACAAUUUCUACAGCGGUUUCAGUCUGUGGGAGCAAGAAUCCAAGAGUUUCUGAAACGUCUUUUUUUUUUUCAGUACACCCGAAUCUGUACUAGUCCGCCACCCAAACAGAUAAGAAGUGAAAGAACGGUAGUAGCCUGUGCAUGACAAACUGUGAGGGUGCAGUCCUUUGUACCAGUGAAGCAUUUUUUAUGUUUUAUGGCUUUUCGAUUGUCAUUACAACAUUUGUCUCUUUGAAAGUUCCUCUGUUUGCAGUAUCUGCACUUUUUCAUUCCGGGGCCGUGUAUUAUUAAUCACAAUGGUGGGCUGGGACAAAUAAUAAGACCUCUCUGUACUCCGGUGUGGUUUUCCUCAGGAAGAUAAAUGAGUACCUGUGAAAACAAUUGUGGUUAUUUGUACAUUGUCAUAUAGCAUCCUCCCUCUCUCACUCUUUGGCUUCCUCCCACCCUCUUCGUCCUUGUCCAGAGAGGAUGGCUCCAGGCCAGGACCACUGCAGUGGGGUGAGAGCCCAAGCCCUGGCUUCUGGCUACACCAUGCUUACUGUCAGUUACACCCACGGCAACAUUCACCUCAGUGCCAAGAUCACCAUCGCUGCGUAUCUGCCUCUCAGGGUGAGUUGAAAAGUUUCCUCCUCCCAGCUCCCUGCUCAACAUGAACCCAGAGAAGUUCACGUUUGCACCUUCAUAGGAUAUUAUCAGAGUUGAUUUUAAACUGCUGAUUUCCUUUGGGGUUAGGUUGUUAAUUUAAGGCACACCUCAUAAAUCUAUUUUGAAUACGUUGUGGGCUCGACGUUUUUAACCUACACCCAAAUCUUGUUUUGAUUAGCUGUAAUGCUCACCUCAGGUUUUGUCUUCUAAGAAAACAAACUGACUCAUGCACACUCACACUCACACACACACACACACACACAGUCUGUGUACAAUCAAAGCAGAGUUGUGAUGAUCAGCUCGUGUAAAAGUGUGCUCCUCCCGGGUUCUCUCUCUACGCCCUGUGCAUUUUAAUUAUGCAUUAUACACUUGCUACACUGAUUUGUUUUCCAUGUCUGGGCACUGGUUCAGCACAGGAAUAAAUUUGACUUCGCUGCUGUGGAGGAGUACUUAAUAAAACAGUAUGACAUCUCAUCUGAUGAGGGACCAAAUCUCUAGUCAUGAAGCGUUUUGUCACCGUUGAACCAGCCAUAGCUGUGGUUCUCUUUGUAAUCACUCUCAGCUCACCAGUACAGUAACAUGCUGUUUGAUGCAGCACUUUUGGGGUCAUGUAUUUUUGAACAGACUGGUUGAGCUGUAUUCUUCAAAAUGUUGCACACAUUUUUGUGAUGUUUCUUCACUUGUUGUGCCCUGGCAGCUAAAGGUUGACCCAAUUUAGCUUUUUUUUUUUUUCGCUGUGAAUCUCCACACCGAUGAGCCCCUCGCCGCUGCGAAGAGUUGACGUUUGCGAAGGUGUUCCUUUACUGAAAGUGUCCAGCUGGAACCGUGUGAUUUGUGGUUUCAUAACAUAAUGUUUUGGCAGGCUGUUGACCCUGCAUCUGUGGCUGUGGUGACUCUGGGAUCCUCAAAAGACAUGUUGUUUGAGGGCGGACCGCGGCCUUGGGUUUUAGAGCCUUCGAAGUUCUUCUGCAAUUUACGAGCCGAGGAUGAGUCCAGCGUGAGCCUCAGUCUGACCAGUCCCUCGUCUCACAACUACAACCAGCACUGGAUCAGAGCAACGUGCAAAGCCCUGGGAGAACAGGUUCGGUCUCCUGAAGUCAUUUUUUACUAUUGACACUUUAAAGUUUACUGUAUAAACACUCGGUCUACCAAAAUUCUGCAACUACUAGAAUUACCAUAAGCAGUCAUUUUGACUGCUCAGUCUUUAUUUGCACAUAAUUUGGAUAGUCAACAAUAAGAACUAAUAAUAAAUUGGUGGAAUAGAUAAAAAACACAUCAGUACACAAAAUGAAAAUCAAUUAAAUUAGAUUUUUAAGAACCUUCCUCAAAAUACCAAGACACAUCAUUCCCUAAACUUGCUUAUCCAUUGGAUUCUUCCCCAUCAAGGCUCUGAAGCAAGGCUCAAGCCUCCACACUUGUCAUUUUUCUUCUAGUUGUCAUUUAAGUUUUGAGUAAAGUUAUAGCAAGAUUUUAACUUCACAGAGCUUAAAGUACAAAACAAUCAACAGAGCAGGAGAAAGAGUGGGAAAAUGUAGCAAACAGUGAAAUAUAAUACCCUUCGUAAAAAGUAUGCAGUCAAUUUGACUGCUCUGGUAGUUGUAGGUACUUUUACUCAGGUCUCUUUUGUGUUUUGAAAUUUUAAUGAAAAAACAAUGUUAGAAUAAAAUAUACACACAUUUAGGAAAAGUCAGGGUGCGACUGGUGUAUGGGUUUUAUUUUGAAAAAGUUAUGCCAUUGUAAAUUUUGAAAGCAGUCAAAAUGACUGCCUCGGUAGUUCCAGUGUUAAAGGAUUUGGUUGGUUGUAUUUCAUAGUUUUCAAAUACAUUUCUUCUCAUUAAAGUUUAUAUCCCUUCAUCCUGGAUGUAAUGUUUUAGUGCUUAGCCUUCCUAACUGUGUCGUUCUUCAGGUGCUGGAGGUAAUGGUAGGAAAUGAAGCCAGUGUGACCAACCCCUUCCCUGCCGUGGAGCCAGCUGUGGUCAAGUUUGUUUGUGCUCCUCCCUCUCGCUUCACUCUGGUUCCUGUGUACACCAGCCCACAGCUCGACCUUACCUGUCCACUGCUGCAGCAGAACAAACAAGUGGUAUGUACAGUGUCCCUCCAUCAGGGUGAAAACGCGUUAGCUUUGACAUUUACUGCUAAUGCCGUGGUUUGUUUUACAUUGAUCACACACCUUUGUAAACACUAAAAUCACAGCUGACAUAACAUUUUAUGUUUUUAUGAAGAGAAAUAGCUUAUUCAUAAAUGCAAUUCAGAUAUACUAACACAUUACACCUCCUGCUUAUUUUCCUCUCCAUAAGUGUUACUGUAAAAACUCAAAUGCCAAGUGACACCUAUUUCCAGGUCCCAGUUUCCAAUUACCGUAACCCCAUCUUGGACUUGGCUGCCUUUGACCAACAAGGAAGAAAAUUCGACAACUUCUCCUCUCUGAGUGUGAUGUGGGAAUCGACCAUGGUGUCGGUGGCCAGUAUUGAACCCACAAUGCCCAUGGAGCUACUGCAGUUGGAGGACGGCAACAAACAGAUGAAACUUCACGGUAAAACCUCGCAGCUCGUCCUGAGUCUUUCCUGUUUGUGUUUUGUUGCGUGGGUUCACUGCUUAACUUUCCUCUUUUGUUGAGACAUUUUGAAAGUAAUGAGGGAGAAGCAGAAAAGAAAGAGCUCUGGCAGGAUUUAGUUCCAAGACAGCGGAGGCAGAGGAGGAAUUGUGCAUUCGCUUUUCAGCGAGAAUCCAUUUUUCAUUGUGUUCUUGCUGUCUGCUUCUAUAGAUUAGUGAUGACAAAUAGUUUGGGGUUGGUGUUUUUCGUAAUUACUUUUUUGUCUCUCGUCUUUUUUGUUUUCGUCAUCUUUGGCAGGGCGGCGAACAGUUCUUGUCCAUCAUCAGACAGGCAAUGCUGCCAUCACAGUGACUGCUAAUGGUUACCAAGUUUCCCAUCUGACAGCAGCUAAUGUUCCCAGUACAGUAAGUGAAUGUGAUGGAUCAACAGCAUGUCGACAGGCUUUAACUGAAUGACAUCAAUUUAUCAGGAUAAUGUAGGUCUUGUCUUAGUCCUCUGUAAUGGAGAUGUUGUUUAUAUAAAUGCAUCUGUUGUGUCUAACUAAAUCAGAAUGUGCUUUUGACUUUGUUUUCAUAUCAUGACACGAGUUAUUUUUUUUUUAACCUUUCACCUUUUUCCUAACAGUAUGACCCCCUAACUCCUGUCUCAGCCACUCUGGAGCUCCUGUUGGUUGAAGAUGUGAAGGUUUCCCCCAGCACAGUCACCGUCUAUAAUCACCCAGAUGUGCGGGUAAGUGACAAAUUCAUUGCUGCUGUGGCCUCAGAUACCUAUCACGAGAAGGUAGGGGUGGGAAUCACUAGUGGCCCCAUGAUACGAUAUAAUCAUGAUACUUGGGCCGUGAUACGAUAUUAUCCUAAUACUUGGGCCACGAAACGAUAUUAUCAAAGUACUUGGGCCACGAUACUUGGGUCAUGAUACUAUAUUAUCAUGACACUCUAGCCACGAUACGAUAUUAUCACAAUACUUGAGCCAGGCUAGAUAUUAUCACAAUACUUGAGCCACGAUACAAUAUUAUCACAAUACUUUAGCCACGAUACAAUAUUAUCACAAUACUUUAGCCACGAUACGAUAUUAUCACGUUACUUUAGCCACAGUAUGAUAUUAUCACGAUACUUGGGCCACAAUACGAUAUUAUCACGAUACUUGGGCCACGAUACGAUAUUAUCGCGAUACUUGGGCCACAAUACGGUGUUAUUUGUGAUACACUGAGUAUUGCGAUACAAUAUAUUGCGAUUUAUACAUUUUUUUCAUUUGUUUCGCUAAUUUAGCAUUUGGCUUUCCUUUAUCUCUGUCUUAUUUACGCUGUAUUUUAUUUUCAUGUAGCACAUCUUGCAAACCUCAUAUAUUUAUAUUUGUUGUGCUCACUUUCUAUUGCUCUAUGAUGUCACCUCUGCCAACCUCACUGUACAAACAGUGGAUUUUAUUUUUCCAUUAUCAUAGAUUUGACUUCAUUUUAGCAAUUAAUUUAAAAAAUCAAUACGUGACGGUAUAUAUUACCAGAAAAAAUAUCAGGAUACCAUGCUGUAUCGAUUUUUUCUCCUACCCCUACUUGAAGGGGAAGGCUGGCAGACACUGGCUUUUCAUGAUUUGCUGUCUUAGAAGUCCAACUGUGUUUGAUAUCCUAUUCUUAUUAAUUUUACUCAGUCUUUUCUUCUUCUUCAACUCGCAGGACGAGUUGAAAUGAAUUAAGUCAAACAGAAAGAAUUCAGACGAUAACAAUAAUUGCUCUAGGCACAGUGGAAACUUAUAUCCCUUACCGGGCCCCCCUCUCCUAAUCCUGUGUGAUAUAAGAGCAGUGUUUGGCAGGUGUGGAGGUUAAAUAACAUCUAGUGACCUGUGUAAGAGGAUUUUAGAGAGCGAAUGUGGUCAGAGGUCACCCUUGGGGUCUCAUGCAAGGCCAGCAUGCUGUCAGAAAAACACGCCUGUGAGCUGGCCCAGUUUUUGGAUGAAUUCCACAAACUAGUCCCUUCAGCCGUGUAAUCGUCUUCAUUUACAGUAACAAGCGUUUGUCUUUUGUGUCGCAGGCAAACUUGGCUCUGCAAGAGGGCUCGGGGUAUUUCUUUGUCAACACCAGUGUGAAAGGGAUAGUGGAUGUUGUGUUCCAGGAGGCCCAGAGAACAGCUCAGGUAAGAGAAACACUGGGGUCAGAUCAGGUCAUACACAAUUUCUAAUUCUGGACAACAUACAGUAACCAGCAGUUUUUACACUGACAGUAUUUCUUUGACUCGCUGUGUGCCCAGGUGUCUCCCGUCCAAUCAGGGGAGGUGAAGGUGAUGGUUCAUGACCUCUGUUUGGCAUUCCCAGCCCCAGCCAAGGCCACGGUGCACGUCUCUGGCAUCCUGGAGGUUUAUGUGAGAGUGGUGGAUAAGGUCAGUUAUCAUCCUUCAAAUUCCUCCUCCUGGAGGGUCUGUACGCCGCUCAAAUAGAUGAUCCCUGUUAUCAGUUUUACACAUUCCCAAAAUUCCUCAGUGAUGUGGAGUUCUCCAUGUGGUUGUCUUUUCCUCAAACCUUUUUCUCAUUUAAGUUUUCAUGUGCUGAAAUAAUUAACAUAUUAAAGUUUGUCCUGCCUGCGAAGCUAAAUCAUUAUUUCACUGAUGAUAUAUGUCUUUAAUCUGCGUUACAGGUGGAAAUCGGGAAAUCUGUGACAGCUUAUGUCAGAGUCUUGGACGAUAACAAGAAGCCUUUUCCAGCCAGCUAUUUCACUUUUAUGAAUCUGAAACUCAAAGCGGCUUCAGCAAUCGUCUCUCUAAAGUAAGUAUUUCAACACUUGUGUGUCUCAGUGUAAUAAUUUGCAUGGCCUCAUGUUUGUUUCUGCGUAAUUCUUUGCAGACCACUAGCUGAGUCCAUGGAGAAGGAUACAGCUGUUUUCCAAGUGAGAGGAAUUUCCAUCGGUCAGACCACUGUGACAGCUUUUGUCGUUGAUAAAAAUGGGAAAAAAAUUGCAUCCACACCUCAGGAAAUUGAGGUAAGAUGUUGCAUGAAUCAUUUAACUGUUCGUUUAAAUCAAAUUCCCUGCAUAUUUUAUACGUAUUGUUUUUUUUUUUUACACUCCUAGGUAUUUCCACCGUUUAAGCUCAUCCCGAGGAAAGUGACUCUGUUAAUCGGGGCGAUGAUGCAGGUUUGUGUUGAGACAUGCCGACAACAGCUGGCCUCAGCUUUUCACGCCAAAAAAGAUCAUCUGGUCCUCGGUUUAUUUUCCAAGCGAGCCCUCUGCCAGGACUCUUCUGGAAGACGCCCUUAGCCUAAUUGCUCUUAGUUUGAGCAUCCAGCUCGCCUUUCAUUUGCCUCUGCUCAAGCUUUAAUUAGGAAACCUUUGCCAUCCAUUCAAGAGGCCUCCUAAUUGCCGAGCAUUAAACUCAGUAAUACACACGCGCUGCACAUUAUUUUUGUUUGAGCUCAAUUUUUCUAGACUGGAGUAGAUUCACACACAGAGGCAUAAUGGCUUUCUGCGAAUAAUUAUCAGAGCAUGCAUUGAUCAGAGCUAUUGAUUAAACUGUCAGUGUUGUCAAGAUCACUCAUAUGUGUUUUCAUCUUCCCCCUUUUAAACUCUUCCCCUCUUUUUUCAUCCCCCGCUGUCAUUCACAGAUCACAUCUGAAGGCGGCCCUCAGCCUCAGUCCAAUAUCCUCUUCUCCAUUUCCAAUGAGGAGAUAGCAUCUGUUAAUGGCAUGGGACAUGUCAGGGGUGUAGCGAUUGGUAAUGUCACGGUGACAGGACUGGUCCAAGCUGUUGAUGCCGAAACUGGGAAGCUAGUCGUUGUGUCUCAGGUAGAUAUAUAUGUGUGUGUGUGGACAGUGUGUGGGCAUAUUUAUGUUUUCUAAGACCCGGCAGAUGGAGAGCUUAUUCCCUUGUGUCCUCAGGAUCAAGUAGGAGUUGAGGUUGUGCAGUUGGCUGCCAUUCGAAUCAGGGCGCCUAUCACAAGAAUGAAGACAGGAGCACAGGUAUACACACAGACAUGUUUACAUCAUAGGCUGACUAUAUCUGAGUUUGUAAAGAUUAUGUAUUGUCAGAUAUUAUCUUGACCUUUGUACCGGGAGCUCUACGGUAUAUUGUUUAUUGUUUGCACUCCUGUGAGAAAUACUGUGAGUCUGUAUUGUGUUUUUUUUGCAUUGUCAGAUUGAAACCAUAGUAAAGCUCCUAUGACGCUGAAGCUAAUGGGGGUUCCAGCAAAGACACAAAGUGCUUACUUUAACUGGAAAAUGUAAUUAUCUCUCGUCUGUUUUUAGAUGCCAGUAUAUGUGAUGGGUUUGACCAAUAGUCAAACACCCUUCUCCUUCGGCAACGCUCUCCCCAGCCUCACCUUCCACUGGUCCACAACCAAAAGAGACAUCCUGGACGUCAAGCCAAGACACAUCGAGGUACCCUAAACCUAUGUCAAGGGUUUUUGUGUGUGCGUUUGCUGCCACAACGUCCAACACUGUACAAUCCUAUUUCUGUCUCUUGCUGUCCCUCCACUCUCUUUAUCAGAUUGACUUUUUGAUGUGCUGUCUCUGUGUUACAGACUGAAUUGAAGAAGUGCAUCUGCCUGCUCUCUGCUUCCUUGUCAGCCUCUGCCUUGUCCCUGCUUCCUCAUCACUGUUGCCCUUUUAUUUGAUUUGUUGCUUCUAUUUUUUGCCCGUCGUAUAACGCUGUCUGCCUCCCCCCCAGGCUAACGUGGAGCUUCAGUCCCAGCACAACUUCGGCAUGAGGGUGACUGGAAGAACAAGAGGGCGGACAGGGCUGAAGGUGGUGCUCCGGGUCUCAGACCCCCAGGCUGGGCAGCUCGUGGGUGGUGUGCUGGAGCUCACAGAUGAGAUUCAGAUUCAGGUACAGAACUAUGGCGAGAAAAAAGCCUGAUUAUAAACUUAUCACGGCCCAGUCCCCCUCUGCUCCUUUUAUAAUAGAGAGGCUGGCAUUCAGGGCAGCAGUGCACUGAAACUGCUGAGCUUGUGAAAAUCAGAGUCUUUGUGAUGUGAUACGACUACAGAUAAGUUUGAGCAGAGUGCAUUCAGCCGCAAACUGUAUUAAACUAUGACUUGUCACUUGAGCAGGAACAUCGAAGAAUAAUUAAAGCCCUCAAAUAAUAAUUAGAGUUUGAAUAUUUUGCUUUGAUCAAGGUUUAUGACAAGCUGCACAUGCUAAAUCCUGAAGUAGAGAGCGGGGAGUUACUGAUGGCUCCAAACUCAGCCCUUAAACUCCAAACUAACAGGUGAGUAAAUAGAUUCACAAUGCCUAAAAAAAAAAAAGAACAGAUGUGUGUAUGAAAGUUAGAUAAACCUGCAAGUGUUUCCGUUUCUGUUUGUCUCACAGGGACGGUGUGGGCGCAGUCUCUUACCGAAUGCUGGAUUGCCCCGACCAGGUUGUUAUCGCUCAAGUGGAUGAUAAGGGUUUCCUCUCUUCUGGCUCGCUCACCGGUAUCUCCUCUUUGCUGAUCUCCUCGCAUGAGACGUUCGGUGUCAAUCAAACUCUCAUCCUGGCUGUGAAGGUCAGUUUUAGAGCCAGUGCAUAAAAAAGUGUCUCAGAUAUUUUGGUUUUCAAAAGCAGUAUCCACAGGGAAUUAACAGUGAAAUCAACCACAGUGGCCCCUUAUGAAGUUAUGAUAAGCUGUAUUUGCCACUCUGCUGAAACUUGUACUUGUUUUAAAUCCAAAUUGUACUGUUGAAUGAAUAACCAGCUGUUUUUGAUUUAAAUUAUAUCAGGACAAGCCAGUCAUUCUCGUUCUGCAUGCUAGAUCCAGACACUGCUAGAUUGAGGAGCUGGAGCAGAGUCUAGAAUGGACUGCUUGUAUCGGAGUGCUGAUAUCAGAGAUUUUAGAUGCAGGCCGAUAUUAUCCGAUAUUUGUCUGUUUGCUGAUAUCGGACCAAUAUCCAAUAUCAAUAUCGUAUUUGGACAACUCUAUUGAGUGCACAAUCAUACUUUAGCAAAGUGUGGGACAACUGGUGACCCUCUGAUCCAAAACAGCAACACAGAAUACUAAUAUGAUAUUUUGCAUUCUUCCUGUAUCCCACUAUAACUGAUGGCUGCACUGCUUUUCCCUCCAUAUUUCAGGUGGUGCCUGUGUCCUAUGUGCGGUUCAGUACCAGUCCACCUCUCUACACACAGACCAAAGACAGCCUGAAGGCUUUGCCCCUGGGCAUCGUGCUUACCUUCACCGUCCACUUCCACGCCAGCACCGGAGAGACCCUGCACAGCUCCAACACACAGCUUACGUUCGCCACAAACAGGUCAAUGAGCGCACCACCUAUAGGUUCUUCACGUCGGAGUUAUUGCUGUCAUUUGCUGUAAUAAUUCAUAAGUCUGUAAGCCGCAUGACUCUGAGUGAAACAUGACUUUUAGACAAGCAGAGGAAGAAGUGAGGUAUGUUUUGCAGUUCUCUGAGCGCCCCAAGGUUGAAAAGCUAUUAUGCUGCUGUCCAAGGCUAUAUAUAGAGGAGGAGAGCCAAGGCCGUUUUUGAGUGGUCUGUUGUGCAACCUUAUCCAUCCCUGUGUGGCUUAUGUCCUCUCAUUUUUCAAAUUCUGCCAGACAUGUCAUGUCAGCUCACAAGCUACUCAGCUAGCAUAACCGAAUAAAAAAAUAUAAAAUAUGUCAAACACGGUUACUUAGAUUGAAAUGUAAUGGACUUAAUGUUUUAUGAAAUUCAGCCAAACAAGAUCUUAACUAAAGCGAUGAUUCCCCAAAGCGUUUCUCCUCGCUCAGACUGUCUGCGUUUAUAUCUACGGUACAGCCGGGGUCAUGGCAGGGUUCAGCGGCAGGCUCGGUGCGAAGUUCACAGCAUUAAUUUACUUCGCUGUAGCCCUCAGCCUCAUUUUAGAUGGAGUUGUUUUCACCUGAGUGAGUGAGCGAGUGAGCUAAAUUAAUGGGAAGGGUUGAGCUCGGAGAAGGGGAGCUGCUCUCCCAACGAGGGACUCCCUCAUCUGUCUGCACAAUAAAUUGAUUCUAUUACCUUUUCCUCCAGGUGCUGACAGACAAUUUUAGGGGAAACGUAUCAAAACCAGGGAGGCAAAGGGCUUUUAGUCCGGGGAGUAUCGCUGGACUGUGAUAAGAUCCCAUUUCAUCUCCAAGGAAACCAUCUGAAUCUUAUUUUAUUUGUAUGUUUGUGGUAAAAAGAGAAGAAAAAGUUCAGUCGUAUUUGUCCAGGACAUAUGCUUUUGGGACGUAAGCAAAUGGAAGACAUUUUUCAGGGGAAUAAAAAUAAAUCAGGCGUGAUGCUUAUCUUUUGUAGAGGGACAUAAAAACCAAAGAGAACAGUCUGUCCUCUUUAAAGCUCGUGUUUCGAAGCCUGUCUAAAAUUAAAAGUUAAAAGUCUUUUUAUUGCCGAUAAAAUUACUUAAUUAAAAUUACAGAUAAUAAAUAUUUAAUUGAAUUAGGCUUCGUCUUGGCUCCUGCGACACAAAACUUCACCUGAUAAAUUACCCUGAACAAAAGGUUCUCAGUUUUUCAACCUUUGCAUUUUUUACUUUGUUGUAGAUGAACGAGUCCUCCCUGUUCUCAUGUAUAAAAUAUGAAUGUAUCGAAAAAACAAACACCAAAAAUCUGAAUUGUAUCCAUGAGCAGCAUCUUAAAACCGGAUCUGUUGAUGAUAUACUCACCCCGCGUCUGUGCUCUGUCCUGCAGAGAUGACCUGGUGCAGGUGGGGAAGGGACCUGGUAACAACACCCUGACAGUGAGAACCAUCAACGUGGGCCUCACUCUUCUCGCAGUGUGGGACAGUGGAAACGUGGGCAUGGCGGACUACAUCCCAAUACCUGUCCAGUAUGCCAUCCACCCUAAUGGGGCUGAUGAGAUCCAAGCACUGGUGGUUGGGGACGUGGUCUGCUUUACUGCUCCUCUAAGUGGUCCAGAUGGUGAGAGAUGCUUUCGCUCUUUAAACUGUAGUAUAAGUUGAUUACAGCUUUCAUCAACAUUUCCUCCCCACAGAAAAACACAUAGAAGUUAUAAAUUACUGCAUAUUGUCACCCUGAGUCAUUUUUUAUAGGCUUAGUGCAUUUACAUGACAACGCAAAAUCCACGCAAAAUCCUGUAGUAGACACGCCCGGCCUAAAGGUUCGGGUUGCCCGUCUGGUCCUGCUCCGAGGUGGAUUCCACGAUAACAAGUUGUGCACGCAUAACAUGCUGCGUCUCUGCAUGCGCACUUGUUGCUGUUGCUGUUGUUGCCGUAGCUGGUGUUGUUGCUGUUCUAAAUGUUGGUAUAAAAGUCGUAGGAGUAUUUGUAGUUGCUGGAACAAGAACAAAAUCACCCCAGCUACCGCUAUUGUUGUUGUUGUUGCUGUGUGUGUGACAAUGUGGGUUGGGGGGCGGGGAGGAGGAGGGGUGCUAUGAGGUCACCUAUUUAUACCAACUACGGCAUGAAGACGAAUACCCAGAUUUCCACCUGCAGACCUGUUUUCAAAAAAGAUGCAGAGUCAUGGACAAAUACGCGUCUCCGUGUGUCAAUAUCAACAGAUCAAUAGUUUAUUUUACCGGUGUCUUACUAAUUCGUACUCGUGUAAAGACCACCUAAAGGGAUGUUAAAUUGAUUAAUUAUGAAUGACAGAUUUUACCUUGUAUUUAUGUGUGUGCAAAUCUUUCCAAGCCAAUAAUUUUCUUGUUUCAUCUCUCACAGCUGCUGAUGGUACUUGGAGCUCCUCCACUGACAGUGUCCUUCAGAUGGACACUAAAACUGGCGCUGCUGUAGCCAGAGGCCCCGGAUCGGCCACCGUGUACUACGAGAUCGCUGGAUUUUUCAAAACAUACAUCGAAGUAUGUUAUCUUCAGGCUCAUACUAGUGCUUCAGCUGCAAUGCUUCACCGGCAGAGUGAUAAAUCAUUAAGCGUACGCCGGUGUAUAUUAUCUGCCUUCAAGUGGUUGUUGUUCUGGAUGUUAUCAUUAUGCAAACAGCACACCUCUCUGGUGUCUUCAUUUCUUCUCUUGACAUCCCGAUUCCCCGGGGAAUUCGAUUGUCUCCUCAAGUGCAUCGCAGUGUAUCAGUCCUUAAGCAAAACAUCAUAAUGAGGAUAAAGUUAAGACGUGUUUAGUUCUCCAACAACACCUUUAAGUCUCCCCCCCUAAAACGAGUGUAUGACAUUUUAACUCUGUUGAGCUCCUCAUACAUGGUGGAGUGUGGGGAGGAUUAAUUAGCCUUCCUGAUUGUCCCUGCACUCUAUCCAGUCUUGCUCCUACAAGGCUCGUGAGCUGAAUACAACCCGCAGUUUUGAAUGCAUAUUUCCUUUUAGCAGAGCAGGACCUGAUGAGAAUUGGUGAGAGACAGUUUUUAUCUCGAACAGAGAGAGAGAGGUGCUCACAGGCAUUCAAACCAAAUGAACUCAAUGAAGAUGUGUGGGCAGACACUUGAGAAGAGGUAGCAGUAAUGGCAUAUUAAAGACUCAGUUUUGUUAUAAUUAGUGUUGUUCCACUGACAGACCGGCGUGAUUGAUGUAAACAAUUAGCUGUGGAUGUUGAUCGUACUGUAAUUAAUCUAUGCAAACACCUGAAUCGCAGCAGGAUUUAUCGGCUGUUUAUAUGUUCCUCCUUGUUCUGUAGGUUGUGGUAAAAACGCCCACACGGACUGCAGCGACGGCGCAAUCCGCACCUGUCAGGAUCGGCAAAGAGACAAAGGUCAUGCUAACUACCAAAGAGAGAGGAACUCACCUCAUUGGUAUGUAUUCAGCAUAAGCUGGAAGAACAGGGGGGUGGAUUAAGUUCACUUGUUUGGCCUUAAGAAAAUAAGAUGUUACCACUCUCAUGACAGGAAGCUAGAGCCAGCAGCCUGUUAGCUUAGAGUUAAAGUGAAGAAGCUGAAUCUUUGGUCUCACCUGACAGCAACAAAUCCAUCCUCUAUUACAGCUAAUGCUUGUAGUCUCUCAUCCUAUUUAUGAAAUGGGCUGACAUUCAUAGUUAAAAGAAGACAGGACCAUCAGCAACAAGAGUAAGGAUUUUAUAUCCUCGUUUUUUUAAUGGCUGAGCAGGUGUGAGGGGGUAGGUGUCAGCCUAGCAGCUGAAGAACCAGCCCUGUUUUUAUGAUGUCUAUAAAUAUAUGCACAAGAAAUGAUACUUAUGACUUUCAAAAGUCAGCAGGAUGAGAUUAUUUUUGUCGAGAAUCACUAGUUGAGCAUGUAAAGGACAAGAUAAGCAGAGACUGUGCUAAUGACAGUCUCCUCGCUUGUUUGAUUCUUAACCAGCCUUCUGAAAGGGCUUAUAAAUCAUCAGUCUCAUUGUUCUCGAGUCAACAACAAAACUUGUAAUGAAGCGCCGAGCCUUUGUAUCCAAUGCCAGUGUGCUCUGCCCUGCAGGAAGCUGUUCCUCUGCCCAGACUGAAGCUAUUUCUCAGCUGCAGCCAGAAACCUCCGUCAGCUGUCAGCUCGGCUUUACCAGUGACGCUGUAGACUUCCCCGCUAAUGAUGUCUUCACGAAGCAUACCAGCUUUGACACCAGCAGUGGUAAGGCUGCUCUGUGCUCCCAACAGAUAUUGUGAUUUUUGGUUGGAAAUGCAUUGUGUUAGUAUAUUAACUGUGAGUAUUUUGGUCAUAUAGGAUGGUUUCUGUUAUUACAAACAUGAUUUUAACAGGAUUUUCCAGCGUAAAAUUGAUUUAGGGUCAAACACACCAGAACAGUGAGUUGGCCGCACGAUAGUAAUACACAGCAGUCUGAGAAACCAUAAACAACCACCAACCAAAACGCCACAAAUAAUGCUCAGAACAGCACCUAACUUCAUCAACAGUACAUAUAGGGUCCUAGUCAUAGUACGAGCCACCAAACAUCUUUUUAACUUUGAUUAAUUUCUUAAGCGAAGAGUCUAAACACAACUCAACUACUGUCUUCCAGCAGCCGCUUGUUUGUAGCGAGACCCCGGGCCAAUCUGUCAGGACUGCUGCGGGGUGACGCAGCAUUUAUGAUCAUAAAUGUUCUUUCUUGAGCUGCGUCACCCUGCUGCAGUCUGUAAUGAACUGGCCUGAGGUCUCGCACAAACAAGCGACUGCUGGAAGGGAGUAGGUGAGUUGUUUUUAGACUCUUUGCGAAAGAAAUCAGGCAAAGUUAAAAAGAUGUUUGAUGGCUAGUGCUAUGGCUGGGACCCUAUAUGUACUGUUGAUGAAGUUAGGUGCUGUUCUGAGCAUUAUUUGUGGUAAUAGAGCAGCUUUUUGGUUGAGGUUUGUUUAUGGCUCCUCAGAUCGCUGUGUAUUGCUAUCGUGCGGUCGUUACUAAAGUUGGUGUAACUAGAGAACAAGCGGUCGGCGAAAUUCAUCUCUCGAGGGGGUGUCUAACUCGGUGUUAUGGCGUGUUUGACUCUAAAUUAAUGUUACGCCAGAAUAUCCCUUUAACUUGAUUUUUCAUACCUAGUAUUUAAGUUUGGUGUUGUUUGACUAUCCUUUCUUUUCCUUUAAAAUCACAGACUGUACCUUUUUUGUUGAGUAUACCUGUGCGCAUCUUUUUACAAGCGUUGAUAUUUUUUCAUUGGUUUUGUAUCUCUUUAGGAGCACCCACUUUCCCCACAUUAAAACUGCUUUUAAAUCCGACUCGAGCCAAAUGUUUAUGCCCAUGUUCUGCGUGACUGUCAGGAAAAUACUGUUCACGAUGGCAUAAUCAAUACUGGCAAUGCUCUCAGAAUGAAUUUAGCAGGGACUAUAAAAGGUGUCUGGGUGAUAUAUUGAACUGAGGAAAGUCUGGGUUACUUCAAAGCUCUGGUCUAAUUAUGUUUGGGGUUUGAGACUCCGAUGUGAGGACACGAUGUGAAUGACCCUCCCUCGCAAAACUCUGGGAUUAAAACGAGUAAAACUUUCUGUAUCUUCUAUGUUUUUGCACACUUUGACAUUUGGACACCCGAACUCCUCACUCUUUCCUCUGUGACUUCUCGCCCCAGGCCUCUACGUAUGUUCCAUAACCCUGCAGCCGGUGACAGAGCAGCAGACCCGUGUGCACAGCAUGUCCAUGAGCAACCUGCAGGUUAAAGCCAGCCUGGAGGGCAGCGCUUUCUCAGGGGAGCAAGUCAGCGCCCUCCUGCCCAUCGAUCUAGGCCUCUAUUCAGACCAAGCUGAGCUGCUUCUCUCAGGUCUGCACCCAUCAGCUGAGCUCACCAUCUACGGGUCCACUGCCGCCCUGUCCAGCAUGGAGGUCAGGCAAAAAUCAUCCAAUUAAGUGUGCCAUCAUAGUUAGGAUUAACCUCGACUUUGUUUGAACAAAUCAAUAUCCUCUUGACCUCGUUUUUAGGUGGUGUCUACAUCUCCAAACGUUGUCGUCCAGGAGAAGGAGAUGCACCGUGACUUCCCAAGUUACUCAAAGUACACCGUCACCGCAGUGGACCCUCAGGCAGCCGUCUCUGCUUUUGUCUCCGUCAGCAGCGCAUCCUACGGCCAGAGUCUUUCCAUCCCGGUCACUUUGACUCCUGCAGCUGAAGCUUAUUUUGCCAAAGAAGGUCAGAUAUCCUUUGGGCGCAAACGACCAGUCGCAAGGUCAUGUUGCUUAACGUGUAACUUUUUUUCGAGGGACAAGAAGCUAGCAGGGCUGUCACUUUAAACCAACAUGUUUAGUGUAAUUUGAAUGCAUCCCCUUUAGCCUGUUUCUAAAAUAGCUGGUAAAAUAACACAGUCGGUGUCGCCUCCUCUGCUGACAAGGUAGGUCAGUGUUGGGCAAUUAAAACAAUUUAGCUGAAAUUUGUUAUACUUGAUUAAAUACCUAUCUCCUACAGUGUCAACUCAGGGUUAGUUUAAAAAUGUCUCUGUAUAUCAUGUCCUAGAUAGUUGAGUUUUCAGUUGCUAAAAAUAGUUAUAAGAUCUGUAAAAAAGACACUUUUUGGGAUAUCCAGACCCAGAUUUUUCAGGAACAGUGUAGCACCUUUCACCACUGUUUUGUGGAUAAUAUUCAUGGGUGGUCUCAGCACUUGGAGGGGGAUUCUAACAGCCUGUUGUCUUAUCAACUCUGCCUCAGCAGCACCUCCUCCAGGGGGGAACCAUCCAGGGGGCCACCCCCUGCAGAACCUGAUCGAUAGCUACCAGAUGAUAUUCUUCUCCCUGUUCUCUCUGCUGGCUGGCACAGCUAUCAUCAUCAUCGGUGGGUCACACAGUAGAAAAUGGAAAACCAAGAGAAGUCUAGAUGCUGCAGUUUUAGAUAUUUGGAGUACUCUGUUUAGCCGAAUGUUGUUUGUUUAGUCAUUUUUGUGCAGCUUAAGUUUCACUUCCACGUGUUAUUUUCAUACUCUAUACUCGUAAUAAUAGAUAAGCAAAUAUCUACAUUUUUAAAUUGAAAAAUGACCUCUGCCAGCGUUCAAGCUUGUCUUUGAUAAGAAAAAUAAUGUAUGAAGUGACAAUCUGCAUUUGUCAAUGACUUCCACAAUCUUAAGCACUCAAAGUUGUGAGGAAAUUUCAUGACUCCCAGGAGCUGUUUUGAUACAGAGCUCCCCAAACACUGUAAUGGUUGUGUUUUUAAAUUUGUUUUAUUCCCCGCAGUCCUCCACACGGUGUUCUCUCCGAGGGAGCGAGCCUAUCAUCCUGUUUUCAUCGCCAGGACGCCACCAGCAGACUCAGGUAGGACUCUGUGACACACCCCCGAGGGAUGAACCUUUAAAUGUCAGCCCAUCUCUUUCAGGCCCCGAAUGUUGCUGUAGUUUCGAAAUGAGAAGUUUGUUCAGUGUCUAUGUGCAGCCAACCACUGAAGAAAGCCCCACAGAGUAUUAAUUAAAUCCACUCUGCCAGCAUCCAGGACAAUUUUCUCGUGUCAGAUUAGAUUUUUAAGACGAGUCACAUCGCUGAUUGUAAAUUAAAGCCUAUUUGGACACAGACCAACAAGAAGAGAAGCAUUGUGUUUAUCCAGAAGUUUCCAUCGUAUCGUGACUGAAGCUUCGGCAGUGCUGUAUAUCAAAACUUCUCCUCUGUGUUCUGGCUGCUGAGAUAUGUUUGGAGAGAUGAAUGUGUUUCCACUACAAAUAAGGCUGCUCAUUUCUGCCUCGAAGCCAAAUCGUAUUUUCUUUUAAAUUCCACUGCAUUUUUGUUCAACUUUUAAGUCUGCAAACCAUCUUCACUAAUUUCUCAUUUCGAGUAUUUUUCUCCACAGCUAUUCUUCUCGAGCUGCUGUAUUUACUUAAUGCUGUAUUUGGCUUUUACUCCAGGUAUAUGCACCCCAGACGGGAACACUUUAAACCGCAGAAUACCGAGAAUGGACCCAAACAGCAGCCCCAGGUCACGUCUCUACUCUCCAGACUACAGGACCUGAUAAAGCUCCCUGUCUGCUCCCCCUUACUCUUUAUUUUGAAAGAACACCACAGGCCAUUAAUGCAUAUUGAAUGUGCCUCCUUCCCUUAGUACGAAUGCUGUGAGGUGUGACUGCAAACUCAGCUACAUUCAGUUAUCCUCCUCGUAUGUUUGUACAGAUGCUCAAUGAAACUUGUUUCUUUCAUAACAGCAGAUCAGAUGAUAACAACAGGGCUAUUUUCUAUAUAUGUGUGUGUGUGCGUGUGUGUUUUCUGUGUGGAUACAACAAGUUAUACGCAAUAUAUAUAUAUAUAUACUUGUCUUUUUGUGGUUUGCAAUGGAAGAUAAUUUUAAACAAACAAAAACCACUUAGUUAUUUACUGACGUCCUUUGAGGAGUUUGCAGUGUUUAAAAACCAAAUAUCAAGUUUGCGUUUCAAUAUGUUAGUCUCAUGUUUGUUUGCGCUGUAUUAUAUUAAUGACGUGGCAACUAAUAUCUCAGGAUGAACCUCGUUCUUGUACGACUGAAAGGAAAUGUUAAUUUAAUAAUAUUUUGACAGUAAGGCACAUUUCCUUUGUUAUGUUGUAGCGUACUUAUACAUUGUGUGAAUUUGCCGUCCACUGAGACCAUCCUCGGGCGAGGAACCCCUUCAAAUGUGCAAAGUCCUCACUGACAUCAUGCAGCUUUGUUUCUGUUUUGGGGCAUUUUCUGGGAGAUGUGACUUUCCUGUUAUUGAACAUUUUCUGAGUUCAGAGCCUCGGUGCAUGUAGCUCCUCCUCAUUUCAUGAAUGUGAAACAGUCAAGGAAUGUGAACAUAUUUAAUUUCUGGCCAGUUUUUCCUCCAGUUCAAAAUCAAUCAAAUGUGACCUUACUGUAGCGCCACUGUUCAGAUCGGAGGAUAGUGACUUUCUUUUAAAGGAGAUAUUUUUGUAUUUGAGAAUAAAAUGUUGAGAAGAAUUUGUAUUUAUGUUAGCUAGUGAAAUUCAAUUGAACUGUGAAGUCACACGGCUUCAGCGCUGUUUUUUGUUUGUGUGUUUAAGAUUCAUGUCCUGCCUUACAAUCAUACCUGAACAGCUUUCAGCACGUAGUACAGACACGAGUUUGUGAAUAUGCUCAUGCUUUUGCUAAUAAAAGUUUUUACUUUUCACGUUCA
This is a messenger RNA of Xyrichtys novacula (pearly razorfish), 27877 nucleotides long. The record is from the annotation of a GenBank genome assembly. Lineage: Eukaryota; Metazoa; Chordata; Actinopteri; Labriformes; Labridae.